Messenger RNA from Taeniopygia guttata (zebra finch), 2685 nucleotides. RefSeq names its product kelch domain containing 4 (gene KLHDC4). The record is from RefSeq and is a predicted model, not a curated record. NCBI's taxonomy places the organism in Eukaryota, Metazoa, Chordata, Aves, Passeriformes, Estrildidae. Gene Ontology annotation, molecular function: protein binding.
CGUGAUCCCGGGGGUAUCCCGGCCCGGCGUGAUCCUGGUGUGAUCCCCGGGUAUCCCGGCCCGGCGUGAUCCCGGUCCGGCGUGAUCCCGGUGUGAUCCUGGGGUAUCCCAGUCUGAUCCCGGCGUGAUCCUGGGGUAUCCCGGUCUGAUCCAGGGGUGUCCCGGCCCGGCGUGAUCCUGGGGUAUCCCGGUGUGAUCCCGCUGCAAUCCCGGUGUGAUCCCGCUGCAAUCCCGGCGUGAUCCCGCUGCAAUCCCGGUGUGAUCCUGGGGUAUCCCGGCCCGGUGUGAUCCCGCUGUGAUCCCGAGGUAUCCCGGGUUAUCCCCGCCCGGCGUGAUCCCGCUGCAAUCCCGAGGUAUCCCGGGUUAUCCCGCUGCAAUCCCGGUGUGAUCCCGCUGCAAUCCCGGUGUGAUCCUGGGGUGUCCCGGCCCGGCGUGAUCCCGCUGCAAUCCCGGAGUAUCCCGGGGUAUCCCGGUGUGUAUCCCGGUUCGUCCCGCUGUAUUCCCGGGGUAUCCCGGCCCCGUCCCGCUGUGAUCCCGCUGGAAUCCCGGCGUAUCCCGGCCCCUCCGCCAUGGGGAAGAAAGGGAAGCGCGACAAGAAGGGGAAAGGCGCCGAGAAGACGCUGGCGAAGAUGGAGAAGAAGGUGUCCCGCAGAGCCAAGAAGGAGGAGGAGGAUCUUGAAGCCCUGAUAGCAGAAUUCCAGAGUUUGGAUGCUAAAAAGACCCAAGUAAUUGAGUCAUCUUGCCCACCCCCCUCACCCAGGCUGAACUGCUCUCUUUGUGCUCACCCUGAGAGAGACGAGCUGAUCCUUUUUGGAGGUGAAUAUUUCAAUGGCCAAAAAACCUACCUGUACAAUGACCUGUACAUUUACCACAUCAGGAAGAACAGCUGGGCCAAACUGGACAUCCCCAACCCGCCCCCGAGGCGCUGUGCUCACCAGGCAGCUGUGGUGCCCACGGCUGGGGGGCAGCUCUGGAUCUUUGGGGGGGAGUUUGCCUCUCCCAACGGGGAGCAGUUCUACCACUACAAAGACCUCUGGGUCCUGCAUUUGGCCACCAAGACCUGGGAACAGAUCAAGGCACCAGGGGGGCCCUCUGGACGAAGUGGACAUCGGAUGGUUGUGUGCAAAAGGCAGCUGAUCGUCUUUGGAGGGUUCCAUGAGAGUGCAAGAGAUUUUAUCUACUACAACGAUGUGUACGCCUUCAACCUGGACUCCUUCACCUGGAGCAAGCUGGCUCCUGCAGGGAUGGGGCCUGCUCCAAGGUCUGGCUGUCAAAUGACUCCCACCCCCGAGGGCAACAUCAUCGUCUAUGGGGGCUACUCCAAACAGAGGAUCAAGAAGGAUGUGGACAAAGGCACCCUGCACACGGAUAUGUUCCUGCUGAAGGCUGAAGGGGCAGCUAAGGAGGAAGACAGGUGGAGCUGGAGUCGCCUCAGCCCCUCUGGAGUGAAACCCAGCCCCAGGUCUGGCUUUGCCGUGGCCGCUGCUCCCAACAACCGCUGCCUCCUUUUUGGGGGGGUGCACGAUGAGGAGGAGGAGGAGAGCAUCGAGGGGGACUUCUUCAAUGACAUUUAUUUCUAUGACAUUGGGAAGAACCGCUGGUUCCCUGCACAGCUCAAGGGCCCAAAAGCAGAGAGGAGGAAGCGCAGGCGUGGCAGACAGGCCGAGGCAGAGGCUGCUGGAGGGGAGGAGCUGCAGCUGCCACCUCCCCAGGGUCCCCUGGAGAUCAUCAAGGAGGUGGUGGCAGAAGAUGGCACCGUCAUGACCAUCAAGCAGCUGAUCCCUGGAGCUGCAGAAGACAAGGACAGGUCUGGCUCAGAGGAGGAGGAGGAGGAGGAGGAGGAAGGUGGAGCCCUGGGCCAGCCAGUGGAGCCGUGCCCACGCUCCAGUGCCAUGGUGGCAGUGAAGCACGGGGUCCUCUACGUGUACGGGGGCAUGUUCGAGGUGGGCGACCGCCAGGUGACCCUCAGUGACCUGCACAGCAUCGACCUGCACAGGAUGGAGCAGUGGAAGGUGCUGCUGGAGAUGGAUCCAAAAACCCAGGAAUGGCUGGAGGAGUCAGAGUCAGAUGAAGAGGAGGAUGAUGAUGUGGAAGGUGCAGAGGGAGGGGAGGAAGAAGAAGAAGAGGAGAGCUCUGAAGAGGAGAGUGAAGAUGAGGAAGGGGAGCAGCAGCACCCAGCAGUGCAGCCUGGGGAGGCCCAGCCCCAGUACGUGGCCAGGACAGAGCAAUACUGGCUCAGGCUGGCCCGUGGCCACAUGGGCCCCGAGGCCAAGGACAAGAAGGUGCUCAAGGUGGCUCAUGCCAUGGCCAAGACUUUCUAUGAAGAUGCCCUCCAGAUGUCCUGAGGCUGCUGCAGGAGUGAAGGAAGGUGCUGGGAGCAGUGGUCAGCCCAACGUCCAUGCUGGCUCCAGCCUUUCCCAGCUCUGGGCUGACCGUCCAGGAUGGAUGCUCUGGAUCUGCUGGUACUCCUGGGAAUGCUGUGGGAAGCUCCUGAGGAGCAGGAUUGCUGUCCAAGCACUUGUUCUGCUUGUUCUGGGCUGUACAACACUGACUUUGUUGUUCCAAAGUUGUUUGGGGUCUGUGUAGACAAACUGUGCACAUGACAAUGGUUGGCUGGUCCCAGAUUCCUGACUGGGGCCAGGACGUGUCUCCAGGCGUUCCUACAAUAAACUCACUUUGGUUAUA